Molecule: messenger RNA, 831 nt
Organism: Daldinia vernicosa
Lineage: Eukaryota; Fungi; Ascomycota; Sordariomycetes; Xylariales; Hypoxylaceae
Exons: 1
Coding region: 1-831 (276 amino acids)
Source: RefSeq, a predicted model, not a curated record
AUGUCAAACUACCAAUCCUUCCCACAAUUUCCUCGACUACCUACAGAGAUCAGACGCCUGAUUUGGGUUCAUGCUCUGCCCAGAGGCCGUAUUCAACUCUUUGCCAAGAACGUGCCUUGGGAGAACUGGCGUCUUCUACCGCCUGUAGUUGCCCAUGUUUGCCAAGAGUCACGAGAAGUUGCCGUGAACCACUCAGUUGUGCGUGGUUUCCCAACUGCAGAAGAUAUUCAUACGACCACUUGGUUUAUCGGGUCUCGUGAUAUACUUGAGCUUCACAGCGGCUAUCCUUACCCGUUAUCGAACCCAGAGCCUUUCUUUUCUGCGGCAGAAAGGCUGGCAAUUAACGCUGGAGACUUUGAAGGCGAGAUCAAAGUUGUUAUCAAAGAUCUCAUCGAAGGUCGACGAUUUCAUAGCGUCAAGAUGAUAUAUCUCAUUGUCGAGCAGAUUGAGACAGCGUACUGGCCCAAGUUUCGACCGGAUAUGACGGAACAAGAUAAGGGCAAGGGGACAGUUCUUGACUUAUUCAGUGAUGAAGAUCUGAGAAAAAUAGAUGGAUAUAAGACAUGGGCACGUUUUCAAGAAAUGUCACCGGUCUUUCCUCGACGUCAAGACGUUGAACUUAUCCUUAGGUCGAGCCUAGACAGGAUCAUACUAGAAGAAAUCUGUCGGUACCACGAACGUCUGUUGCAAGCUGGAUACACCGAGGAAGAAGAAGAUAUAGCACCAUUUCCAACAACUACUCCUAUCGCCCCUGAUCAUCCUUGGAUCCUCCAACAAUGGAGGCGCCUACCGGAGUUCCGCCCGGCGUUAUUAAUCCUAGGAUGGAGGUAA